AUGUCCGAGUUCAUUGGAGCUCGCAUAUCUCUCAUCUCGAAGAGUGACAUCCGUUAUGUCGGCACUCUGGUCGAGAUCAACUCGGAACAGUCCACAGUCUCGUUAGACAAUGUGCGAUCGUACGGCAGCGAGGGCCGCCGGGGCGGCAAAGACGAAUACCCAGCUUCAGAUGCCGUCUACGAGCAAAUUGUGUUCCGCGGCAGCGACGUGAAGGAUCUGCGGAUCGAGGAGCAGGCCAAGGAGAAGGCUGCUCCACCCCCAAUGCCAGAUGACCCUGCCAUCAUAGGAGUACCACAGACUCAAGGGCAAGGCCGGCCAGACAGUGCGCAAGCCGAACAGCAGCGUUCUCAACAGCCACAACAACCUCCCUUCCCCCCACAACAUGGCCAAUUCCCCCCAGGCUACCCUCCCCCUCCAUUCGGCGGGCCGUUCAACCAGUUUGGACCUCCACCGGGCGGGUUCCCAGGCGGCCCUGGCCCAUUCCCCCCAGGUUAUGGCCCGCCAGGCCCGUAUGGCGCUCCUCCUCCGGGCUGGUACCCCCCUGGCGGCCGUGGCUUCAACCAGCCUCCAGGCCCGUUCCCUCCACAGGUGCCGAUCGGCCCGCCUGGACAGCAGAACCAAAACCUGCCCCCCAACCAGCAGUCGCAGGGCCCUAAGGGCGCUGCGCCUGGCGCACCCGGUAGCAAGGACGCGAAAGCGAAUGCGCAACCGAAGGUAGUCGAGGCGGAUGGGUCCGCUAAGCCUACCGACCCCAAGACUGCUGCGAAGGCGGCUGCUGGGAAGCAACCCCCUACACCUCCAGUCGAGUCUAAGCCUGAUGUUGCUGCAGCACUCGCGCCUCCUGCCACUCAGGCUGCGGUGCCCAAGGCUGCGCCCACCGGCCCCAAGGGAGGUCGCAUUGUCCCUGCCGUUCCUCUUGCCAGCCCUGGUCUGACCAGGACAACUCCCCAUACUGCCGCUGUCGCAGCUGCAACUGCGCCUGCUGGCGGUUCGUCUGCACAGGCCCAACAGAGCGCGACGCAGGCAGCUACUGCUGCUGUCGCUGCGGCUAUGGCUAAGCUUAACCAGGCGGCCGGUCAGGUUCCCGCUCAGAGCAGACCAUCCGGUCCUUUGGACAACCUUACACAAAAGGUUAACGAGAUGCGCGUCGACGAUCUCAACCGACAUGGCAGAGGCGGCUAUGCGGGUGGUCCUCGCGGAGGCCGUGGAGGACGCGGUCGCGGUGGCCAUCAUCACCAGAAGAUGGAGGUGCCAGCAACUGAUUACGACUUUGCGUCAGCGAAUGCCAAGUUCAACAAGCAAGAUCUGGUCAAGGAGGCGAUUGCUUCUGGAUCACCUCUGGGUGAGACCCCUGGCGCCACUGAUGCUGUACCUAACGGACACGCGAAUGGCGCUACAGAGGAGUCUUCUGAGGUUGUCAUCCCUCCUCCCGCUGCUUACAACAAGGGCACAAGCUUCUUCGACAACAUCUCCAGCGAACUCAAGGAUCGCGAGGCAGCGGCUGAUCGUCGUGGCCAGGAGUUCCGCAGCGAAGAGCGCAGAAAGAACAUGGAGACUUUCGGUCAAGGCAGUGUCGACGGUUUCCGUGGCGGCUAUCGUGGUCGCGGACGCGGUCGUGGCCGUGGCCGGGGUUUCAAUGCUGGCUAUCGCGGCCGUGGUGCCCCUCGAGGUGGCCGUGGUGGUGCACAGGGCGCACCUGCCGAGAUCUAA
This is a messenger RNA of Aaosphaeria arxii CBS 175.79, 1710 nucleotides long. RefSeq lists its product as uncharacterized. The record is from RefSeq and is a predicted model, not a curated record. Gene Ontology annotation, cellular component: P-body. NCBI's taxonomy places the organism in Eukaryota, Fungi, Ascomycota, Dothideomycetes, Pleosporales. Gene Ontology annotation, molecular function: mRNA binding. Gene Ontology annotation, biological process: cytoplasmic stress granule assembly; P-body assembly. The transcript is spliced from 4 exons. Bases 1 to 1710 code for a protein of 569 amino acids.